AGCAGAGCUGUGAUGCAGACAGCGAAUCACAUGAGCUGGGAUCUGUUUACAAACCGAGAGGCUGUGGGAGAGAAGUGGAGAAGGGAGAGGAGGAGAGUGAAUGUGAGAGGAAAAGACAGGAGGAGAGCCUGGAUAUGCAUUAACAUUAGCCGCAUUGUCUUCCUGUGUUGCGUACCUCUCUGUGGUCUUUGUUUGGAGCAGAAGCCUGGGGAAGACAUGAGACGCUGCUUUCCACAGGAGCACUGAGGCUGCCUGCCUCUCGGUCGCCUCGUUGGCUGGCCCUGCUGCUGGGAAGCCCAUCCACGUCCUUCCCUUUGUGUCUCCAUAAUUGGCGAAGGCAGGUUUUCACAGCCAGAGAAGAAGAAUAAAGCGACGUGGAGAUCUAAAAAGAGAGGAGAGAAGAAAGGAAGAGGAGGAAAGGAGGGAGAGCCUCGUGACAAUGUUUUGAAGGGGAGGCUAAAGAAAAAAGCAGGGAUUGCUCGACCAGAGGCACAUAACAGUGCUGGAUGGGAUUUGGAGUAUUGGAGUAUUUUUUUACCCAUUAAGCUCACAGGGUCAUCUCAAAGGCUGCUGUCUUUGUCUUUGAGUGGCAAAUCCUCACUGCAGCUGGUUAUUUUGGUAAUGUCUUCUGGAGAAAAUGGGAGUCUCUAAUCAGUUCUGCUUACUCUAGACCACAAGGAUUUAAGCCACUGCACAUUCUCUGAACUAUCAUAGCUUGUGUUUUUUGUGGAAACCAGACUUUGUGGUAUUGGAGAGAUCAUGACCCCACAGAUUUUUUAGGUUUACCAACCGAACAUUCGCACAUUUGAUGCAUCCAGUCCCAUGGUGUAACGGGUCUGCGUGUGACGUCGGACUGCAGAACGGCAAGAUGACAUCUGAAGAGCUCUUCCACCUGCCGCUCAACAUCUACAUCAUCAUCCUGGGCAUCGGCCUCUUCAUCCUCAUGCUCACGCUCUUCUUCUGUUGCUACCUGUUCAGGCUCAGGAGACAAGGUGCAAGAGAAGAAUUCGGCUACAACGAGGUUGUUUUGAAAGGAGCGGGGAAGAAACUGAGCCUUCUUGGUCAAACGUGUGCCGUGUGUUUAGAGGAGUUUCGCAGCAGGGACGAGCUCGGAGUGUGCCCGUGUUCCCAUGCCUUUCACAAGAAGUGUCUGCUAAAAUGGUUAGAGAUUCGCAGUGUCUGCCCCAUGUGCAACAAGCCCAUUUGUCGCCUCCAGCCCAACCCCCCCCCACAAGCACCUGAGCGGCCACAGAGUCUCCUGGAGGUCUGAGAGGGGAUCAUAUGUCUCAAAGCACCUGUCCACAUAGUUGACAUCUUGCCACCUGUAGUUUUAGUAAUGCAUUUCUUCAAGUCAGAGCUACUCUGGAAGUAGAACUUAUAAUUGUCUGAGUUAAAAAGUAAGUGCAGAGUCUAAAGAACCUACCUGGUAAACCAUAUGGGGGGGGGGGGGGAUUGUAACACUGAGACAGAGGUGGUAUUGCUAAUUCAUGAUAGGAUACUGCAAUCUUCAGUACAUAGCCAGAUGUUUAAGCUAAGUGCCUUAAAGCUGCAGAUCUUCUUAAUGAGAGACUACACCCGUCAGCAUUGGGCAUAAUGAUGAGGAUUCAUGCGUGCAUGGAACCCAGUUUACUCCUCAUUAUGGAUAAGUUAUGUAGGAAAUGGUGAAUGAGUUGUGGGCAAUUGUCCUGAAUUGUCUGGCGCCACUUAAUUGCCAAGCUAACAGUGAGACAUCCACCCUAAACUCCGGGCUUCAGAAAGCUCCUUAUUAAUUCUACUUCGACAGUCUGUUUGGUAACAAGAUUACCUUUUUAAAAAUGGGCUUCAGUUUACUCAAUUACGUGUCUUGCGGCAAAACUUCGCCUACUGAAGUUUGAUUUGGUUAUCUGUUGAGGAGAAACUUUGGGGAGGGAGAUAGAAAUGAUGUUACAGCACAGAUCAACCCUACUAAAAAAAAAGAUGUCUGCCUCCAGAGCAGCUCUGUUUCUGGGAAACGUCAGUCUCAACAACAAAAAAAUGACAUGCAGUGCCCCAUGAAUAGGAUGCGUCUGAGUCUUUUGCCGCAAUUUAAGAGCCUGAAGCUUGGAACGAAGAAGAUUCAACCCCCGGACAUGCAGCUUUGAUGAUAUCCAAAAAUCUUUGGGUUACUGCUGCCCCAAAGGUGAUGGCGAAUACAGAGACUGUGAUGAAAGGAGGACUUUUAACAAAACAGGACAAAUGUAAACUAACAGGAAACAGGACUGUGUGUAUUUAAGCUGCAAUCUUUCAUUGUCUGAGCUGAGUGAAGAUAAUGAAGCACUAAAUUGCAAGGCAUAUAUUGUCAUAUAGGAUCUGAUAAGGCGACUACAAUUAAUGGCCAACCAGUACAUUAACACAUGUAUAUAUAUAUGGUUUAAGUUAUUUCUAUGAAAUUUUUUGUAUCGUAACAGGCUUUCGGUUAAAGGUAUUGUGCGUCAGUGAUGCUAAAGCACGUUGAAUGUCAUUUGUCAGUAGUAAUAGUUGGAUGUCGUUGUUGCCAGUGGGACAGAUGACAUCUUAGCUCUGCUCUGUACUGUGGUGACAUAAAUAGACACACUGCACUGAUAUCAAGAGCCUGUUGGAGCUGGUUUCUUGUCUGGGUGAGGUGCACCAUAAACAGCGGUCUCUGUACGUAACAUGUAAUAUAUCAUGGUGUAAAUUGUAAAUGCAAUUUUCUGAUUAUAGAAGAAAAAUAUACAUAACUGGUGUUUUCAUAUAGUCAUUUGGAUCCAAGUCUUUUUUUUUUUUUUUGUUUUACCACAUGUUGACACUUGAUACAGUUCAUUUGUAAGGUGUUGUAAUAUGCCGAAGGUUACUAUUAGUAACUAUCGUACUAUUGGUGCCCUAUCUUUGUUUUAGAUGGUUUUGGUUGAACUGUGUGUGAAUGUGACGGACCGAUUUCCACCAAUAAGGUGCCACAUCUGAUCGGAUCUAAAUGUGCCU
Messenger RNA from Etheostoma spectabile (orangethroat darter), 2958 nucleotides. Its product is annotated as RING finger protein 122. NCBI's taxonomy places the organism in Eukaryota, Metazoa, Chordata, Actinopteri, Perciformes, Percidae. Gene Ontology annotation, molecular function: ubiquitin protein ligase activity; zinc ion binding. Gene Ontology annotation, biological process: ubiquitin-dependent protein catabolic process; protein ubiquitination. Gene Ontology annotation, cellular component: nucleus. The coding region runs from base 809 to 1270 and encodes 153 amino acids. The record is from RefSeq and is a predicted model, not a curated record. The transcript is spliced from 6 exons.